AGGAGAAGAGGAAGAAAGAGAAAUCGCUGAUUCCGAAAUUGUCGAUGUUAAAAUCGUCAAAGCCGAAAUCGCCGUUAUGAAAGGAAUAAAAGAGGAAAGAGAAAAAAGAGAUGGAAAAAAAAUAACAACCAUCAAAUCGUCACAGAGUACGUUACGAAUGUCAAAGGGAAAAGAAAAGGCAGUAGAAUAUGAAGAAAAUAAAGUGUGGAUG
This is a messenger RNA of Dentiscutata erythropus, 211 nucleotides long. NCBI's taxonomy places the organism in Eukaryota, Fungi, Glomeromycota, Glomeromycetes, Diversisporales, Gigasporaceae. The record is from the annotation of a GenBank genome assembly.